CGGUUUAAGAAGAAACAAAAUCGGAAGCCUCGUUUAAUUGCAAACGCCGUGAAAACGAUUGUUUUGGGUACAAUUAAAGUGGCGGAUGAGAACCCAGCUAAAAGUCGUGAAUAAUUCGAAAUAAUAUUUUGUUCUUUGUUGGUGCUGAGAGAAUCCAUGUUCUAACCUGUCCUAGCAAGGAAAAUCGAAAUCGGAUCAGUCCUUGGAUCACUGCAAAAUGGCAGCGGUUAUUCGCCUCAAAAGACGGGUGGACGAAGAUCCAUUGAAUGCAUUUGUACUAAACUGUAAAAGGCAACGAACGGAACCCGAUAAUGGUUUGUUAAAUCCAGCCGAAACUGGGAGCGAAGCUACUGGUGAAACAUCAACGGUUCUUAAGUUCGCCGGAACUUUUACCAGAGCAGACAAUAUUUCAUCGCACCUGCAGCAACGCCUAACGAAAAAGGAAGCCGAAGAAGCCAUAUCACGAGUUCAUCAUCCUACAAUCGUGUCACGAAACCGGGCGGUUGCUCGUCAAAACGCACAGAACAACCGUUUCCGUAUAGUCAAUUGUACCCGCUCUCUCGAUCAAACUGACGGUGCCGAAGGAACUACUAUCGUCGAUGUCGAAAGGGAUCUCGUUGAUUCUGAAUCAGCAGCGGCCACCCAAACAGCCUCUGGAUCCACACAUAAACCACCACAGCCUCGUGCGGCUACUCGGGAUGAACCGGACUACGUGUAUGAUUUGUACGUUGCCGACGAGAGCAGUCAGCAGACGCACCUUCCCUACAUUCCGGAAAACUUGGACGACAUCAGUGUUGCUAUUUACGACGAUCCGCUUUAUUCGAAUCACCGCGGUGGUUCUACGGGCGAUGAAGACACGGAAGAUUCCAACGAUGAAAACAACUGGCGUAAUGAUUAUCCGGAUGAAGAUGACGAUAUUUUCGGUGAAGCAAACAGCGUUGGCGAAGAGGAGAUACGACGAGCGGUAGAAGACUUUGAUUUCGAGGGAGAUCGAGAAUUAUCAUCAGACGACGAUGACUACACUGGCGUUGGAAACAGCAGUGGGUUUGCCUAUCCAGCGAAUGAUGAUGAUUAUGAUAAUGACGAGUAUUGUGAGGAGGAUAAUGCUGGACUAAAUCAAGACGAUGUUGAUCGGUUUGGGACGGCUUAUGCUAAAUAUAAGGCGCGCGUUAUGAAGGAUAUGGAAAAGACCGAUUCCGACCAGUACGACUCCGAGAUUGACUGUAGUGGUGGUCGAUCAUCAGCCAGCGAUAGCAGCCAACGUGAGAACUUUGAUCUCUAUGAUUGAUUUUCUGAUAAG
Molecule: messenger RNA, 1300 nt
Organism: Sabethes cyaneus
Lineage: Eukaryota; Metazoa; Arthropoda; Insecta; Diptera; Culicidae
Product: probable RNA polymerase II nuclear localization protein SLC7A6OS
Exons: 4
Coding region: 218-1288 (356 amino acids)
Biological process (GO): developmental process
Source: RefSeq, a predicted model, not a curated record